Penicillium soppii is the source of this 675-nucleotide messenger RNA. RefSeq lists its product as uncharacterized. Lineage: Eukaryota; Fungi; Ascomycota; Eurotiomycetes; Eurotiales; Aspergillaceae. The coding region runs from base 1 to 675 and encodes 224 amino acids. The record is from RefSeq and is a predicted model, not a curated record. The transcript is spliced from 2 exons.
AUGCACGGAGCCUGGCGACAAAGAUGGCUUGAUGACCCAACUGCUCCUGGCUGUAAAGUAACGGUACCCCUGGUCAAACUCAACCACUUGAUUAACGACACCAACCCGAGCCCACGAGAUAGGUGGCAUGUAAUGUUCGACCGACAUGGCCCACCACCUCCCAUCUUUGAAGGCGAACUCGAGUCUCUUGGCCUUCCAACGGGCGAUGAGGCUUACCGACACAUAGAGAUCCAACAAACUCUCGCUAGACCAGAGGGGUUUAACGAUUACUUCCAUCAUACUGGAGAGGGAGUUAUCGUUGCCUUGGAUGUUAAAAGAUAUGAUGGACCACAUUGGUCUGAAAUAGCUUUUGCGCAAUAUACAUCGGAGUUCCCAAUUGAAACUCUGAGGGACUUUUUCCACCACCAGCUUUAUCCGCGGAGAAACCGGCUGCCGUUUAACGAUGAGGGCAACACUGCUGCGCAAAUCCCAGUAGCUUGGAUUUUUGGCACCCAUGAAUACCAGGGCAUUUUAGGAACCGUUGUUGGAAAAGCAGUAUGUGCUCUUCUACUUUCGGCAUUCCCUAGAGGUACGCGUCGUAUCGCCCGAAUCCUUUCAUGGAAGCAAAAUAAGCGCUUACAACUCCGAUUUGAGAUUGAGGAAACUGCCUGCAUGCAGUCAGGGUCGAACGCAUAG